This is a messenger RNA of Lachancea sp. 'fantastica', 765 nucleotides long. The record is from the annotation of a GenBank genome assembly. Lineage: Eukaryota; Fungi; Ascomycota; Saccharomycetes; Saccharomycetales; Saccharomycetaceae.
AUGUCAGAGCCAUCUAUCAAGCUAAGGGCCGCUAAAGACACCUUGGUGUCGUCGCUGUUCGAACUCUCAAAGUCUGCUAACCAAACGGCAUCAUGCAUCAUUGACUUCUACAAUGCCAUCGGCGAAGACGAAGAGGACAAAUUGGAAGCGUUUACAACGCUCACAGAAGCUUUACAGAAAUUGACGUCGGCCACUAACCAAAUCCAUGGAGUCAGCUCUGAAUUAACUAACCCUCUGGAAGACGACAAAGAUGUGAUCCCAGCGAUUGUGUCACCAGUGAAAGCCACUGCCACCAGAAAGAAACAGGAACGGGAUCCCAACGCUCCAAAAAAGCCACUCACGGUUUUUUUCGCCUACUCGGCUUACGUCCGUCAAGCGUUGCGUGAAGAUAGACAAAAAGCAGGUCUUCCUCCAUUGUCUUCGACCGAGAUCACUCAGGAAAUUUCCAAAAAGUGGAAAGAGCUCAGUGAUAGCGAAAAGUUCAAAUGGAAACAGGCUUACAACGCAGAGCUUGAAAACUACCAGCAAGAAAAACUCAAAUAUUUGGAAGCCAAGAAAAACGGUCUUGCUCCAACUUUGGACGCUCCCAGCACAGCUCCAAUUCCUAUCCCAGAUUACUUGCAGGUCGGUCUAGAAGAAGAAUUCGAGCCUCCAAAGGAGAAGAGACCACAUGAAGAGGAUGGAACCAGUGGCAGCUCCGAAAAGAAGAAGAAGAAGAAAAGAAAGGAUAAGAAGAAGGACAAACACGGUAGCAGUUCCAUUUGA